Molecule: messenger RNA, 1284 nt
Organism: Didymodactylos carnosus
Lineage: Eukaryota; Metazoa; Rotifera; Eurotatoria; Philodinida; Philodinidae
Source: the annotation of a GenBank genome assembly
AUGCGUUUUUCACUGAUUUUAAUGUCAUUUGUCUCGGUUCAACGAGCACUCUUUUUGUCACAAUCAAUCGCAAAAUUAACUAUUGCUGAUCGUGUUGGUAAACGACACUGGUCAUAUAUUUUCAUUAUCAUUGCAUUUAUACUAGCUUAUUUAUUUGAAUUUUUUGGUUUAAAUAUAUUUUGUUCUAAAUCAAAUAAUCGCAAUGUUUCUUAUCAGUGGUUCCUCUACCUUGUUCAACAUUUACCUUCAAAUUCAACAGAAUUAUUAAUCUCUUUAAUAAGUAAUAAGACGACUGAUUUGCAAUGUGUUGAACAGUAUGUACAUUAUAUUAAAGUAAAUUUUACAAAAACACUGGAUUAUCAUUGUUCUGAAGAAAAAUUAAUGAAAAUAUUAAGUCAUUAUUUUGAUUCACAUGAACAAUUAAUUGUUCGUUUGAUUCAACAAAUACAAGUCCAUUCAGAUGGUUUCAAAUUGAGCCGAAAUGAAAUUCGUGUCAAAUAUCAUUAUCAUGGAUUGUUUGGAAGCAUCCUUCCUUCGAUAAUCACUAUCGUCGGUAACACGAUAUGUGUUCAACGUGUUUUACAAUUGAAACGAUUAACAAAAAAUUACUUAUCAAGUCGUAGUACGGAUGAUACAAGGCGCAUACUCGUCAUUAUAACUACCGAAUGUGCUUUAGCGGUUAUUAAUUCAUGGUUUAUCGAUAUUCUACUUAGUGUUGUUUAUUGUAAACGAAGUCUAAUCAUUGGUGAUGAUUGUCCCAUGUUUUUAAGAAACAAUUAUGAUCUUCUCACAUUAUUAGACUUUUUCAAUUCAAUGUCCAAUAUUUUACUUCAUUGCAUAUGUGGUAAACGUUUUCGACGUGAAUUAAUCGAAAUGAUUGUUUCAUUUUAUACAACACUGAAAACAUGUUCUUGUAUUUGUUGUCGUCAUUCAUACAGUUGGAAUUGUGAAAUUCGUGCACCUGUACAUUGGCAAAGUAUGACUUUACAACAACAUGUGCGAGGAAGAAGCGGACAAAGAAUGCUUGAACAUGUUAAGAAUAACAAAUCAAGUCUCAAUAAUACUAGUAUGAUCGUAAAACGUCUUCCACAUUAUGAAUACAAAUCGAUACACAAUAAAAUGUCAAAGUUAGACUCUUGCUGUCAUUCAUCUGUCAUUAAGAGUACACCUGUUCUAAAUAAUCAUUUGUGUUCAAAACAACAUACAAUAAGUUCACGAAACCAACGUUCGCCUGUUCGUCAGAGUACACGAGACGUUUUAAGGAUGAAGAGUCUGUAUAGUUAG